ACUACUGGGGCUCUCAGGUCACAGAAGUAGUAAGUUAGAAGCCUGUGGGGGACCCGAGGAGUGCUGUCCUGAGGCUGCCAGCCCAGCUGUUGAGAUGGAAGCCUCACAUGGGCAGGGCAGUGAAGGAGCCAAGCCAUUAGAGAAGGUGGGGAGUGUCCCCUGCUUAGAGAGGAGCUUCAGCACCGUUCCCACCGGAGAUGCCCUGGUCCGUCAUGCCAAGGGCCUGAGCCAGGAUACCUUCAAAAUUUGUAAAGAGUACCUGAGGCCUCUGAAGAAGUUCCUGCGAAAGCUGAACCUGCCCAAGGACCUUCCCCAGAAGAAGCGGAUCAGGUUUACAAAGCGGAGCCUGGGGGCCCUAGGGGACCACAUCAACACCUUUCUGCAGCAUUACUGCCGGGCCUGGGAGAUCAAGCACUGGAAAAAGAUGCUCUGGCGAUUUGUCUCCCUCUUCUCAGAACUGGAGUCGAAGCAGCUUCGCCGGCUCUAUAAGUACACCAAAGCCAACCAAACAGCCAAGUUCCUGGUCGCGUUCUGUCCCUUGGAUGCACCGGAGAGAUCCUUGCUGGCCAGUCAGGAGGACAGUCUCCCCAGACUCUGCAGCGCCUGGGGAUUGCAUGGGAACAUCAGCGGCAUGAAAGAGAGGCUGUCCAAGAUGCAGGCCCCCGGCCAAGCGGCUGGCAUGCUGGAGGAGCCAAGGUCCUCAAAAGGAGAUUUUUUAAGGAAACUUCCUCAAAAACCAAAGCUGAAGAAAAGGCAGAUUAAAGAAAGUCCAGGAACUCCCAGGCGCUACCUAUGAGAGACCUACAAGGAUGGAGCUCUCGGAGCACUUACUGUAUACU
Peromyscus leucopus (white-footed mouse) is the source of this 839-nucleotide messenger RNA. It is a transcript of the gene Chct1, whose product is annotated as chromosome 8b C17orf64 homolog. The record is from RefSeq and is a predicted model, not a curated record. The transcript has 6 exons. Lineage: Eukaryota; Metazoa; Chordata; Mammalia; Rodentia; Cricetidae. The coding region runs from base 95 to 796 and encodes 233 amino acids.